AUGAUUAGAAUUUUACAAAAGAGUUUAAAUUACCAAUAAAACUAGAAAUAAACUAAGUUAGCUUAGCAAAUAUUCAACUAAUUUAGCAGCUCCUUGAAAGAGAGAACAAAAGCUGAAUAUAAUCUUAAAGAGGGUGACUAAAUUCAUGGAUUUUAAGUACAGAAAAUAGAAAAUAUUAAUGAUUUCAAUAUUACUGCAUAUUACCUAACCCAUUUACAAACAGAUGCAAAAUUCAUCCAUUUCGAUACUAAAGAUAAGAAUAACUGCUUAGCUGUUAUAUUUAGAACAACUCCUCAUGAUGAUAAAGGUACUCCUCAUAUUCUUGAGCAUCUCACAUGCUGCGGAAGUGAGAAAUACCCUGUACGCGAUCCCUUUUUUAAAAUGAUUAAGAGAUCAUUAAAUACUUAUAUGAAUGCAUGGACAGGUCCUGACUUUACUUGCUAUCCUUUUAGUUCAUAAAACUCUAAAGAUUUCAAAAAUUUGAUGGAGGUUUAUCUUGCUAACACUUUUAGUCCUCUUCUUAAAAAAAGUGAUUUCUAAUAGGAAGGUUGGCGCUAUGACUUUGAUGAAGAAACUGGUGAUUUAUAAUACAAAGGUGUUGUUUUUAAUGAAAUGAAGGGUGUCUAUUAAUCUUCAGAAAAUAUUUUCUCUGAAUCUUUAGCAAAGCACAGCAUUAAAGAUUCAGUUUAUAAUCACAAUUAUGGUGGAGAUCCAAAGAGUAUUACUGAUCUCAGUUAUUAAGAAAUAAAAGACUUCUACAAUAAGUUCUAUCAUCCUACUAAUUCUAAGAUUUUUUCAUAUGGUGAUCUUGACUUCACUGAAAACCUUAAAUACAUCAAUGAAAACUAUUUUAAUAAAUUCUAAAAGCUUAACAACUUUGACAGCUCUGUCAAACCUUCCAAAAGAUUAGAAAAGAGAGAAGAAUAUGUUUUAAAAGGUCCUGAAGAUCCAGUAGCAUUAGAUAAAGAUAAAUAAGUAAAAAUGAGUAUUUCUUUUUUAUGUAACGAUUUAACCUAAGAUUAAAUUGAAGGAAAUGCUUUAAAUCUUUUAAGUUAUCUCUUAUGCGAUACUGCUAAUUCUCCUUUAUACAAAGCACUUUUAGAAUCAGGAGUUGCACCCAGCUACUCUCCUGGAAAUGGAUUUGAAAUGCAUUACAGAGAAGGCUUAUUUAAUCUUGGUGUUUAGGGUAUUAGUGAAUAAGAUACUGAGACAGUAGAAAAAAUUAUUUUUGAUACUCUCAAGCAAAUUUCAGAAGAAGGUUUUGAUGAAGAAAUGAUAGAAGGAGCUCUUCAUUAAAUUGAAAUUGGUGCUAAAAUACCUAAAGAUAACUUUGGAAUUAUGUUAAUUUAGAUGUUAAUGACUUAGAUUAUUCACGAUGGAGAUGUUUCUAAGGCUUUAAAAGUCACUGAAAAUAUUUAAACUUUAAGAAAGAAAAUAUUUGAAGAGAAGUAUUUGUAAAAACUUAUUGAUAAGUAUUUUUUGAAUAAUAAACAUCAAGUAAAAAUUGUCAUGAAGGCUGACUCAAAUUACCAUCAAGAAUAAGCCUAAAUUGAAUCUUAAAAGUUAAAAAAUAUCCAAGCUUAGCUCACAUAAGAAUAAAUUUAACAAAUUAAGGAAGACAAUAAAACUCUUGAAAAAGAACAAUCUAAUAAAAAUGAAGAUUAUUCUUGUUUACCAACUUUGGAAGUUUCUGAUAUUGAUAGGGAAGUAGAAUCUACUGAGUUUAAAUAAACUACUUACAAAGAUAUCCCCAUUUACUUUACCAAUUAAAACACUAAUGGCUUGACAUUUUUAAGAAUCUAAUUCGAUUUAGAAAGAGUGCCUUUAUUCAUUAGAUAAUACCUUGAUUUAUUCUGCACAUUUAUUACUAGGAUAGGUACCAAAUAAAUGAAACACGACGAGUUCCAUAAAUAAAUGAGUCUUUACACUACUAAUUUUUCAUUUGAUUUCUAAUCUAGCAAUCGUAUUAACAAUAAUGAUGACCCUAACGGUCCUUUCAAUUAUGCUCUUUUGAAUGUUGCUUGUAUUGACAGAAAUAUUGAACACAUGUUCGAACUUCUUUAAGAACUCCUCACUUCUCCUGAUUUCAAUGAUAUGACAAAUAUAAGCACAAUUUUAAGAAACACAAGUAAUGAAGUUGCUAAUUCUAUCAUUGACCAAUCUAUGCAAUAUGCAUUUAGUGUUGGUAGUGCAUCACUUAGAGAAAACUUCUUUAUGAAGGAAAAGCUUAAAAACACAAGAUUUUUGUGCAAUUACUCAUCCAACUUUUUCAAAUCUUAAAGCAAGUUAUAUUUGGAUGAUCUUUGUUUCUAGAUGCACUGCAUUAUCGAUUAUAUGAUUAAAAAGCACAAAAUAAAGUUUAUUGUGCACGGUGAUCAAAAGAAUUUUGAUUAAAUUUAUAACAAUAUAACUCGUAUGGUUGACAACUUCUCAUUUGCUUAUCCUGCUUUUAAAACAAAAAAUGAACCUCUUUACUUUGAUGAGGAUUAUCCCAAUCCUUUCUAAAGAAAGUAUAUCAACAAGUUUUUCACUUUACCUAUGCAAGUUAACUAUUGUAUUCAAUCUUUAGAAGUUCCUCACUAUACUCACCCUGAUACACCUGUAUUAAAUCUCUUUGCUGAAUUAGUUGCAACUUCAGUUCUUCAUACUGAAAUAAGAGAAAAAGGUGGAGCUUAUGGUAGCGGAUGUAAACUUUAAGAUGGUGUGAUGAAUUUCUUUAGCUACAGAGAUCCUAAUAUUCUUUAAACAAUUGAAGCAUAUGCUAAGGGUGUAAAAAUGAUUGCUGAUGGACAAUUUAAUGAAGAGAAUUUAAAAGAAAGCAAACUAAGUUUAUUCAGCAAGUAUGACAAGAUCAUAAAUCCACAAGAUAAGGGCCUUUCUUAUGCUUUAGAAGGAGUUUCUGAUAUAGAAAGAGCAAAGUAUAGAUAAGGAAUAAUAGAUGCUAACAGAGAGAAUAUAAUUAGGGUUGCAAGAGAACAUGUACAAAGGAAGAUAGAGAAAAAUGAAUGCUCUAAAGUUAUUUUUGGUAGUGAAUUAGCAGAUUUAGACGAAAUAGAAAAAUCAGGUUAUAGUGUUGAAGAACCUGUCCCAGGUUUUACUCCUUAAAAAGAUGAAUAAGAAAAUGAAGAAAAUUGA
Tetrahymena thermophila SB210 is the source of this 3135-nucleotide messenger RNA. RefSeq names its product peptidase M16 inactive domain protein. The transcript is spliced from 10 exons. NCBI's taxonomy places the organism in Eukaryota, Ciliophora, Oligohymenophorea, Hymenostomatida, Tetrahymenidae. The record is from RefSeq and is a predicted model, not a curated record. Gene Ontology annotation, biological process: protein processing. Gene Ontology annotation, cellular component: mitochondrial matrix. Gene Ontology annotation, molecular function: metal ion binding.